Arabidopsis thaliana (thale cress) is the source of this 758-nucleotide messenger RNA. It is a transcript of the gene CLE21, whose product is annotated as CLAVATA3/ESR-RELATED 21. The record is from RefSeq and is marked reviewed. Gene Ontology annotation, cellular component: extracellular region. The transcript has a single exon. Bases 128 to 448 code for a protein of 106 amino acids. Gene Ontology annotation, biological process: system development. Lineage: Eukaryota; Viridiplantae; Streptophyta; Magnoliopsida; Brassicales; Brassicaceae.
CCCCUUUGCUCCUCCUUACUUUUACUAAAAUUCCCUCAACUCUUACGAUAAGAGCAGAGAGAAGAAGAAGAAGAAGAAAGUAAUCGUGAUUUGAGAGAGAGAUUCAAACAUACUUUUUUCGAUAUCUAUGUUAAUUUUAUCUUCACGAUAUGCAAUGAAACGAGAUGUUUUAAUCAUUGUAAUCUUUACAGUGUUAGUAUUAAUCAUUAUCUCCCGUUCAAGUUCGAUCCAAGCUGGAAGAUUCAUGACUACAGGAAGAAAUCGUAAUUUGAGCGUUGCUCGAUCACUAUACUACAAGAAUCAUCACAAGGUUGUGAUCACGGAGAUGUCAAAUUUUAAUAAAGUUAGACGAAGAUCGUCUAGAUUUCGGAGAAAGACGGACGGCGACGAGGAAGAAGAAGAGAAACGAUCUAUCCCCACAGGUCCAAAUCCUUUGCACAACAAGUAGAGUACUGACUACUGAGAAAGAUGCAACAUACUUCGACUUCGUAAAUUGUUCGUUUGGUGUAUAUAUGUAUCGUUAUAAGUUAGUUUACUUUUCAAGAUUAAUAGUCUUUAAUUAGGUUGGGUUGGAAACUCUAAAAUAGUAUGAGAUAAAUUUCAAUUGUUUCUAGCAUUUAAAUUUUGUAUGCUCAAAGUUGCUGGAACGAUAUGGCAAACAGAAAUAAUGGAAUCGAAAAAAUAUCGUGAUAUGUUAGAAUAAACUGAGUAAAAGUACGUUUUUGUGAAUUUUCUUUUGUCAUUGUAAUUUGUUUUAA